Molecule: messenger RNA, 3303 nt
Organism: Nothobranchius furzeri (turquoise killifish)
Lineage: Eukaryota; Metazoa; Chordata; Actinopteri; Cyprinodontiformes; Nothobranchiidae
Gene: afap1l1b
Product: actin filament associated protein 1-like 1b
Cellular component (GO): cytosol
Molecular function (GO): SH3 domain binding
Source: RefSeq, a predicted model, not a curated record
AACCGAGCAGCCGCCGAGUCCUAACUGUAAACUGGAGCGGACAAUGUGAGUCGGCCGCACAGAGCGCCGCUGUUCCUGCGGGGAGCUCGUCUCACAUGUUUGUAAUUAUUCAAAACAACAUGACAAAGGGAGUAUAACUGGAAAGAAGUCUGGAAAUACUCAGUUACCAGGCGGCAUGGACACAAAACGCCAGAGUGUGGUGAUGGAGCGCCUUUUGAGCGAGCUCACCUCUCUGCUGAAGAUGUUGGACCAUGAAACGGUCAGUCCUGAUACUGCUGACAAGAUGGCUUCUGUACGUAACAUCCUGGACUCUCUCCAGCAGUCAGUCAAUGGGUCGGACGUCUACAUGAACGGUUGUCUCUAUGGAAACGGCACAAGCUUUGUAGAGUCACUGUUUGAGGAUUUUGACUGUGAUUUGCACAUGCUCAGUGCAUCUCCGGUGGAACAGAAAGAGAUCAAAGAGGAGAAGACACAUCCCAAUAAAUCUACACCAACCGACACGCCUCCACCUCUACCAACAACCGCCCUGCCCGAUGAUUAUUAUGAAGAGGCUGUUCCUCUAGAUCCUGGAUCCUCCCCGCAGUACUUCACCACGAAUUCCAGGAACUCUGUGGAAGAUGCCUACUAUGAAGACGCUGAUAACAACUACCCCACCACCAGGAUUGAUGGGCCGUCUAAAACCUCCAACAAUGACUCAGAUGCGCUGAGCAGCUCCUACGAGUCAUAUGAAGAGGAGGAUGAGGAGGCCAAAGGACGGGAUCAGUGUCAGAGCUGGAAAGCUGAGGAAAGUCCAGAUGAACCUGUGAGAGACUGUCGAAUCUGUGCCUUCCUACUGCGAAAAAAACGCUUCGGUCAGUGGUCAAAGCAGCUCGUAGUUGUCAGAGACAAUAAACUCCAGUGCUAUAAGAGCAUCAAGGAGGCUUCCCCCAACACAGAACUCCCAUUGAACCUUUGCAACGUCAUCUACGUCCCGAAGGAAGGCCGCAAAAAGAGGCACGAGCUGCGUUUCUCGUUACCUGGAGGGGAAGCGCUGGUUCUGGCAGUUCAGAGCAAAGAGCAGGCCCAAAGAUGGCUCAAGGUGGUCCAUGAAAUUGGCAGCCAGUGCAACAACACAGAAGGACUGAAUGGAUCCACUUCUCCUAUUAUACAGAGGAAGCUGGAGCUUGACAAGAUGCUGCAGGCUGAUAGACAGACAUCAGAUUCCGACAGUGGACCUACAGGAGACUUUCAGUCCACUGCACUUGGACCAGGAAGGGACAUCACUGAUUCACUCAACAGGGCGAAGCGUGGCGCCUUCUCUGAUCUGACGGAAUCUAUGAGCCGAGCUGCAGGGAAGAAAAUCAAUCGGAUCAUCACAUUCUCCAAAAAGAAGCCUCCUUUACCGGGAGAUGUUUCUGCGUCUCCGGGCCAACAUGACAACCCUCGCUGCGGAUACCUGAGUGUGUGUCUGAGCGGCUCUUGGAAAGAACGUUGGUGUGUGCUUCAAGGUGGAAACUUGUACCUGCAGAAGCACCCGGGGGACCAGUGGCCUCCGGUCAUCGUGGUGCCCCUGAAGGGAGCGGAGGUGAUGCCUGGUGGUCUCGGACCGAAACAUCCCUUCUCUUUUUGCAUCAUGCAAGGCGGCAGUGAACUAGCAGCUUUAGAGGCCAGCUCCUCAGAGGAUCUUGGGCGCUGGCUGGGUGUUCUGUUUGCAGAGACUGGCAGCACGGCUCUCCCUGAUGAGCUGCACUACGACUACAUCGACGUGGACACGCUCACUGACAUACGGCACGCUGCCAGACACUCCUUCCUGUGGGCCACUACUACUGCUGCGUCUUCCAGCAGUGCUUCUACAGACUCCAGAACUUAUGAUGACGUGUAUGAAAGUGUGGGGGAUGAGGAUGUGGAAAGCAAAGCAGGCCAGGUGAGACGUCACGCCUCCUUCUCCAGCAGGGACUCUGAGAAAACUGAACAACAGGCUGCCAUUAAGCGACACGCCUCCAAUGUGAAUCAGUACGGACGCUAUGGGAAGACACGUGCGGAGGAGGACGCCAGGAGGUACCUGAGGCAGAAAGAGGAGCUGGAGAAGCAAAAGGAGGAGCUCAGAAAUGCACUGAUCUCACUCCGAAGGGAGAAGAGGGAGAUAAAGGAGGAGAUGAAGAGUGCUACUGGUCACAGUGUGGAAAAGCGGUUUGCUGAGCUGGAAACGUUAUGUAAACAGAAAGAGGAGGAGCGGGUGGAGCUGGAGCUCAGACUGACAGAAGUCAAGGAAAAUCUAAAGAAAUCGCUGGCGAGAGGAGCGCUGGGUCCUCCCACUGACGCAAAGAUAAACACCAAGAAACCAGGAAACAAAGUUGAAAAGAUUUACAACGAGACUGUACCUGUGAACUCAGCAUCUGAGCUCCGUAAACGCCCUCCGUCUCUUUACGCCUCCUCUAAAGGGAACGUCAUGCAGAAGGCAAAGGAGUGGGAGUCAAAGAAGCAGACCUAGACUGAACAGAAACAGCUGGAAAAUAAUAAUCGAAGGACAAAACUAAACCGAUGGGAGAGCAUGUAAAAGAAGAAUGAGUCAGACAACUAGCACUGAAAAGGAGGGAAAAACAGAUAGAAGGAGCCGAGCAGACUGAAUCGUUUGCUCCUAUAAGCACAGCGAGCUUGAUGCUGCCUAGGACACUGUACACAACCUUACUGAUGAACCAGCUCAGUGUUAAUGUGAUGAAUGGUAAAGCAGAUGCUGUGUUUAUGUGUGUUUAUGUUGCAAAAGCAACUAUUUCAUAGAGUUAAGAUAGCACAGUCUUUUUAAUUCAGCCGUUUUAUUGAUUUAUUUACACCAAAAAUGAAAAUGCUAAUGAAAAAAACAAAUGUAAAUAUUAAAUUAUCAUUAUUACUGGCACAAGUGUUUUAUGCCUUAUAUUUAAGCUUUUUUUUAUUGAGUUUGACACUGUACUUAAAAUAAAGCCAUUGCUUCUUUGUUACAAUGUGAAAUGGUUGCUUUAAACAUAAUUCAGAUUUAUUUUAUAUUUGUUGUUUGCACUUUACCCUGUUCUAUUCUGUGAUCAUAUAAAUGUUUUUUAAAAAUAUUCCUGUAGUCAAAGCAUUUGAAGAAAACCGCUUCAGUGUCAUUGCAAUUAUAUUUUUUCAAAUGCUGAAGUAAAAAAAAGUUUCUAGAAAUCCAAACUGGUUUUUGUGUUUCUGAGACAGAAUCUCUGCUUCUGAAAUUACUAAAUUUAAGAGCUGCCAGCUCCACCUAGUGGCAAAUGUCUGUUCUAUCUUUUGUCUACACUACAUUAAUUAUGUACAUGACAACUAAAAAGCCGCUCAUAU